UUAUACAAAAACGAGGAAAAAAGAAUCGCAGAAUCAGGUUGUAAGAGUCGAACUUCCUGUAACCAUUACCCUCCGACCCGGAAAUACACAUUCAUUCUCGCAUGUGGUGUGCUUGUCUUGAGCACAGGGAUCAAGAUAGCCUUUUUUGGGGCAAAUAAUGAGUGACAACUUCAAGAAGACACCUGUUAUAACCAACCUUUAAGAAUGUCAGACUCAGGGAUUAUGUUGAAUCUGGUUUAUGGAGAUCCUGGUCCUAAAGGCAAAUCAGGGAAAUCCAGAGGAAAUCCCAAACAUGACCGUUUCCUUGUAAGACGACAUUACCUGGAGCACAAGGGUUUGUUAAAAGAGAAACAAAAUAGAAAGCGAAGCAAAACCCCCCCCAGAAUAAAAAAGUCAAACACACAGCUCAAUGGAGGGCGCCAAUCAAAACCAGGUGCUGUUUUAAACCCCCCCACCCAAAAAAAGUCAAACACACAGCUCAAUGGAGGGCGCCAAUCAAAACCAGGUGCUGUUUUAAACCCCCCCACCCAAAAAAAGUCAAACACACAGCUCAAUGGAGGGGGUCAAUCAAAACCAGGUGCUGUUUUAAACCCCCCCACCCAAAAAAAGUCAAACACACAGCUCAAUGGAGGGGGUCGAUCAAAGCCAGGUGCUGUUUUUCCUAAAUUUACCUCUCAUCUGCUGAAUAAGACCAAUGAGCCUUCAGGUUCUGCAAAUACAUUUUCCCAGAAAUCCACAUUUUCAUGUCCAUCCACUGCCAGCACGUCUCAGAGGGACCCGACACACCAAGCGGCACCUCGCACCCUUGGACCUUUAAAAUACGUGGCAUUGGACUGUGAGAUGGUGGGAACAGGACCGAAGGGGGUUUGCAGUGAACUCGCCCGCUGCAGUAUUGUUACCUACGACGGUGAUGUUAUUUAUGACAAAUUUGUCAAACCCAUCAAUCCUGUGACAGAUUACCGCACUCGCUGGAGUGGAGUCAGGAAGAAGGAUUUAUUAAAUGCCACACCCUUCCAUACGGCGCAACAAGAGAUUGUGAAGAUAUUAAAAGGGAAAAUGGUUGUGGGCCAUGCCAUCCAUAAUGACUUCAAGGCCUUAAAAUAUUUCCAUCCUGCUUGCCAAACACGAGACACAUCGAAGAUUCCACUGCUAAACACGAAAGCUGGACUGCCUGAGCAUUAUACUGUGGGUCUGAAGAGGCUCACUAAAGCUAUCUUCGACAAGGACAUACAGACGGGGAAGGAUGGCCACUCAUCAGUAGAAGAUGCCCAAGCCACCAUGGAACUGUACAAAGUAGUGGAAAAGACGUGGGAGCAAAAACUCACAGCUCUCAGCCUUUCAGACAAAGCAAUGGAUCUAGCUCUGACUCAAAAAUAAGAUUCGUUUUUAAAAGGACGAGUCAGCAUUCUUCUUCUACUCUGAAUUCAACACCACCACAUGAAUUACUGCUCCUCCUGUAUUUAACUGUCCAAAUGUACAGGCCCUCAACUGCCAUCCCUGAGAUUACAGUCGAAGCUCUUUUUCCCUCGAACCCACUCAAUCAUCAGUCAGUCUGUGUUUAAGAAUCUGGUCGCACCACUUUGGUGAUGUUUGGGAAGCAGUCGGAUCUUUCUUGCCCACCAGUUUCCCAGCGGUUAAACAAGCUUUUGAUGGUCUGAUUUUCAGCCUUAUAUGGGAUUCUCUUUUGCACAACCAGAAAUGUUAUAACGUGCUGUAGAACACAGUCCAGUACUUGCAUUAUGUGCACUAACCACACUUUUUGCAUCAUUUUUUAUUUUAGUAUUCUCUAAAAUAUGCAAAAGUGAUAUAUGGUAAAGCAUAUAGUAGGUCCACUUAUUUAGAAUUGCUGUAAAACCCUUUAGCGUUUACCUUUAGUCCUAAAGGGUUCACUGGUGACUACUAUAAAGUAUAAAGACCAAAUACUAGAAACUAUAAAGACCAAAGUGUAUUAUAUAAAGGAGGGGUGGUUUUGACAUUAUAGUGCCAAUUUUUGUCUUUUUUCUUGUUAAUCUCUGUACCAUAUCAACAUUUGUUUGAGGCAGCACACUAAAAAUAAACCGGAUUUUAACCCUUUCAUGCAAUAUGACAACCUCAGUCGGGAUGUUUUUCCUAUGUGUUUUUAUUGCGCUUAGGGCAUGAAAAACAAGAUUUGAACCUUUUUUUUAACACAAUUUUUCAAAUAGAUUUUCAGAUGUCUACUUGAGAGGACAGUAUGCGUUUUUCAUUAAACAAUACAGUAAUAACACAGUAAUACUGUGUGAAAUUAACAAACCAAUAAAUAAAAUGAUAAAAAUCAUGUGAAAACUAUAAAAUGCAUAGAAAAAAAAUACAGUACAGCUCCAAUUAUUGCAAAUAAUCUCUGUUCCAUCAGAGAUCUGGUGGAGGUACAAUUCUUCAAUUAUAUGACUCCUUAGAUGUUACUUGAUUUUACGUUUCGUUUUUACCUGCAAGAGUCUCCUGGGAUAGAAGAUGGAUGGACAUCCCAGAGAAACUUGGCAUUUCUGACUGGCCGCUGGCCAUCUUUGUUUGGAGAAAAAAAAAUCCAUAUACAAAGGUUUUCCACUUGGUGGCAGUGUAUAGGAUGAUGCAUUAGUAGUGUCCACUGUCAUCAACACCCAUGCAUGUGCAAGAAAAUGGCUUUUUGAAUAGCUGUCCAUUGAAGUGUCCUAUGCGAUGAAAGGGUUAAUAUGUAAUGAAUCUUUUAGAUUGGUAAACCAUAAUUUUCAGCAGCUGUUACUCCAGUCUUCAGUGUCACAUGUUCUUUCAGAAAUUAUUGUAACAUGAUGAUUUGGUGCUCAAGAAAAAAUUCUCAUCAAUAUCUAAACCGUUAUGCUGCUUAAUAUUUUUGUGGAAACUGUGAUACAUUUUUUCAGGAUUCUUUGAUGAAUAGAAAUUGUUUAAUUACAAUUACAUUAUAAAUAUCUUUACUGUCACUUUUGACCAAUUAAAUGCAUUCUUGCCGAACAUAA
Molecule: messenger RNA, 2969 nt
Organism: Ctenopharyngodon idella (grass carp)
Lineage: Eukaryota; Metazoa; Chordata; Actinopteri; Cypriniformes; Xenocyprididae
Gene: isg20l2
Product: interferon stimulated exonuclease gene 20-like 2
Exons: 5
Coding region: 205-1377 (390 amino acids)
Cellular component (GO): nucleus
Molecular function (GO): 3'-5'-RNA exonuclease activity; nucleic acid binding
Source: RefSeq, a predicted model, not a curated record